Molecule: messenger RNA, 809 nt
Organism: Zea mays
Lineage: Eukaryota; Viridiplantae; Streptophyta; Magnoliopsida; Poales; Poaceae
Exons: 1
Coding region: 169-585 (138 amino acids)
Source: RefSeq, marked validated
AGAAACUUCUCUUCCAGAAGGGGGCAAAGCUCGCGGCCUCGCGCCGGUCGUUCCGGUCCAACGCGGCGACGCCCAAGGCUGCCGUCCCUGGGCUUCCUCCUCCCCCUCACCCCUUCCCCUCGCCAAACCACAGGAAGAAGCGAGCAGGGCACCGAGUUUUCUCGAGCGAUGGCAUCGGCGCCUGCCGAUUCCUACGGGUGCGCGGCGUGCGGCGCGCCCCUGAACCUGUCGGCGGCGCACCUGUACCCGGCGGACUUCUACUUCGAGGCCGGGAACAAGGGCACGCUGUCCUUCUCGUGGGUGGACGAGUCGCGCCUGCGGUUCGCGCCCGAGGACCGCAUCCGCCCCUUCUUCGAGACCCGCAACUACUGGGGCAUCCAGCGGAAGCGCACGCGCAUCAGCUGCGACGCCUGCGGCCACCUGCUUGGCCACGUCUACGACGACGGUCCGCCGGCCAUGCAGGGCACCGGCCAGUUCGGGAUGGGGCCCAGCCAGGUCAUCCCGCGCCGCCCCAGGUACCGCUUCAAGAUCAAGGCCAUCGCCGCCAGCUCCUCGGCACCUGCCGCCGCCGCCUAUGAAAAGUGAUGCUCCAUAGAUUUCUUCAUCUGGUUGCGUGUCCUGUGUGCUGUCGGUGCUGUGGUUCGUGACUUCCUGUAAAUUACGUAGCUUCCUGCAAUUCGCGUCCUGCGUUGUUUUCUUUAGAAACAGUGUGUUUGAAAUGGCAUGCGACUGAAACUAUGAUUGAAAUGGCAUGCGACUUCUAAUAUACACACAAGACAGAAGAUAUAAAUAAAAAACUAUGAUUGAAA